This is a messenger RNA of Bacillus rossius redtenbacheri, 2417 nucleotides long. Its product is annotated as KICSTOR subunit 2-like. Gene Ontology annotation, biological process: cellular response to amino acid starvation; cellular response to glucose starvation; protein localization to lysosome. Gene Ontology annotation, cellular component: KICSTOR complex. The transcript has 9 exons. The record is from RefSeq and is a predicted model, not a curated record. Bases 355 to 1626 code for a protein of 423 amino acids. Lineage: Eukaryota; Metazoa; Arthropoda; Insecta; Phasmatodea; Bacillidae.
CGUAGUUGGAUGCACACCGGCUUACGGUGCGAGGGGUCCUGGGUUCGAGUCCCGGGUAAGGCAUGGGUGUAACAUAUAUAUUCUGAUAUUUGAUAAUGACUCGAAAUUGAGAUUCACGCUGAAUAUGAUGACCCUUUGGUUGUUGGCGAAAAGCUGUAGGCCACAUAACAAAUAAAAAAAAAAUAAAAAAAAAAGUAGGCUUCCCUUCCCAUCGCGGGAGCCAGGUGUUGUCUGAGUUCGCCAUGUUUAAGUUCCUGAGUUUCCUAUAUUUAUACAUUUCAGUUUUAAAUUAAAGUAUAGUGCCAGUCAAAUGGACCUUUAUGAAAUUUAAAGUUUUAGUGUAAGACCAGUCAAAUGGACCCGGAAGAAGAAUUUCUCAUAACAUUCUUUAGUCAUGUAUCCCAGCUCAAUUUUGAUAAAGCAAAAGAGCGUCUGGAGCAGCAGCGAGUGGCACAGCCUCAGUCGGGACCAUGGCACACGCUGGUAACACUGCUGCCUCAGUUGGCUGCUGCAGAGCGGUCAUACAUGGAUCUGGGCUUCUUUCUUCCACGCAACAAGGGCUUCCUCCGGAAAGACAACUCCCUUCGCUCCAUCUACGAUGCCAGCUGCACCGACUACCGUCGCCUGGAAGACGUGGCUCGGUCGACGGGGGCGGGGACCAUCGCCACCGUGGCCAAUCAGCUGUCCCAGUUCUGCAUGGCUCGUGUGGAGCUGAUUGACUUCUACGAGAGGAUGUACGUGACGAGCUGCGGGAAGCAGCUCUGCUACCAGGAGCUGAGCACGCACAUCGAGGACCUGGCAGCCAAGCACGCCAUGUCCUUCAGCCACAUGACGCUCACCUCGGUGAAGGCCACCUUCAGCCUGGAGUGCGAGGUGCUGGUGCACCUGCUGCGUGCCCAGCUGGAGACGCAGCACUGGCGCUUCCUGCACGCCCUCAUGCAGCUGCACGGCGCUCACACCAGGGUCGCAGCGUGGGAGCGCUCCCUGCACAGCAAGGAGUCGUGGACGCUGGGGUUCGGAGCAACGUUCCUGAAGACUAGCCAGCUGCCCGGACUGUUCCAGUGGCUGCUGAAGCUGAAGGCAGCACUGGUGGCCAAGUUCUCUCUGUAUUUCUACUGCACGCUCGCCAUGCAGACAGUUGCCCCCGAGAUGAAGGCCUUGUGCUCCAGGCUCAGCUGCGACUACUACCACAAAAUGCAGACAUUCCAGCGACGCUACGAUGCCAGCGCAGUGAUGCUGGUGUUUGAUGCACACGACCUUGACGACUUUCCUGGCCCAGGCUACCACCUGCCCGACCGGCCAGUGGAGCGUCUCUCCAACCUGCAUGCAUAUCCCAUCGUCAUCAGCUGUCCCGUGAAACCCUUGAACCACAUCCCCAACGUGGCGAAGGUGCUGAGUGAGCGUGCGGCAGAGCUGGCAGCCAUGGACAAGGUCAUCUUCUACUUCAGCGAGAAGGAGCAGAGCACGUACGCGCUGGCACUGACUGACCCCCGCAUGAGCCUGGUGGUGAUCUUCGACUCGAAGAAGACGGAGAAGGACUCGUUCAUCACAAACUUUGUGUCGGAGCUCAGUCAGCAGCUACGCUGUCACAAGGUCAUAUCCAGCCUCAAGUUGAGCGCCAAGUGAUGCCCAACAGCACCUGUGUUCUCUGUUCCGCAAGCCAACUGGCCGGUUGUAGUGGUUUACUGAGCAAAUGCUUUAAUUUUAAGCUCAGAUGUGAAUGAAGAGAUUCAUGAAAAUGUAUGUUAUCAGUAUAGACAUGCAAAAUUCGCUGAUUCAUUUCGCGAUAGGCUAGCAUCAAAACAACUAUACCUUCGUACCGCUUCUGCGAUUGGCCCACAUUUUAUCCGGGGAACUGUGAGCCAAUGGGAAACACUAAACCAAGAAAGUGCCGAAUUACGGACAGCCUAGUUGAUACGUCUCAAGCGUCAGUAGCCAAUGAACAGGUGUCAUUUACGCGAGUAUUUAAAGAACUGUGGAGUCUAUCCUAGAGUUCAAUGAAUCCGCGAAUUUUGCAGGUCUCUAGUUAUCAGGAAUGUUGAAAAAGUAACCUUAUCUUUUCAAGGCAGAUUACAUUUCCUGUCUGAGUAAACAGUAGUGUCUUUAUAAACACUUUGGGCUAGUAUGAAAGUAAAUAAUUGAUUAGGGGCUCAUUUAAAAUAUUGGAAAACCCAAAAAUUAAUAUUAAAAUUAAGGUAUAAAAAUAUUUUAUAUUAUUUUUCUAUGCUAUUUCAUUGUUCCUACAUAACUUUCAACAUUUAAAUUAUGACAGUAAAUUUACUGGCAUUUGUAGAUUGUGACGUAUUUGGUAAUAUUUGUGUUCAUAAUUUUAGUAACACAAGUCGUUAGUUACUAUACUCAGGUAUUUUACAAUGUUUUCAAUGUUGGCUGAAUAAAUAUUACUGUUUGUUUAUUCA